AAUUUGAUAAUGAAUGCUAAAAAUAUGAAUGGGGGAUAUGAAGAAUUUAAUAAUUUUUGGAAAAAUUGGUUGGAUGGUACUAAAUUUUUGAAAAAGGUUUUUAUCGUUAAGAUGAAAGAAUUAAUAAAUAAAUUUCAGUAUAAUCAUUUUUUGUUGAUUUUGUGUUUUGUAAGUAAAAAUGAUCUUAAAGAAGCUGAAAAUUAUUGCCGUUUUGUGGAGAGUCGUAUACGUUUAGAAUUAAUUUUUUCAAUAGAACUGAAUCAAAGAGAGAUAAAAUAUACCCAUUCUACUGAUAUGGAAAAAUGUUUACCAAACGAAAUUAAGAGAGAAUAUGGUGGAUAUUAUAUCCAAUAUUGGUGGGUUGGAAUUGAAACAUAUAAUGAGAUAGAAGAUUUGGAAUUGGGGAAAAACAAUGAAGAAUCUAAUAUUUUAACAAAAUUCGCUGAUAAAAUUAAGGAAAGGAUGCCCGUUAUUUUGGCAAGAACUGGGGGAAGUUUGGAGCUAUUUUACUAUAAUUUAGAAGCUAUUAACAAAAUAAUGAAUGAAUGCUGA
This is a messenger RNA of Meloidogyne enterolobii, 552 nucleotides long. Lineage: Eukaryota; Metazoa; Nematoda; Chromadorea; Rhabditida; Meloidogynidae. The record is from the annotation of a GenBank genome assembly.